AUGGCUCUUGGUUCCAAACCCGACCCAACUCGCGCAAUGUCGCCUACCUCGAUGGCUAGCACCACUGGGAGUGGAGGGAGCAAGCGUCCGAAGAAAGCCAUCGACCCGGCCAGGGUGACGAUGCUUCUCAACGGCCUGGGGCCCCAGACCUCAGUGGGGCCCACGAGUCCCAGUCCCUCGAUCACCUCGUUCCGCUCCAAUGAGUCCGCGCAAAACUAUCCGCCGUCCGUCACGAGUAAGGAAUCGUCGAAUUCAAGCAACGGUAAAACCAGCAGCCAACGAGUGAGAGUCGUUGGUCUUGAUGGUAGUGGUUCACGACCUCGCUCUUUCAGUGGUUCUUCCACAGUGAUUGCUACCAAGGACAAUGAACCGAAGAAACCCCAGGACACGUCGUUGUCGACCCUCGACCUUCCUUCGACGAACCAGGUUUCCGAGUCUCGUCCCACCACCAAUACGCUCCUCACCUCCUCCACCUCCUCUUCCGAUGUCAAGCAGCCCCAUCCUCUUACACGCAAGGGUUCCAGACUAAGACUCAUUGGCGAGAAGCUACCUUGGAGACGCCGCAAGCAUCAGCGAACUGACACCGCGAGUACAUCCAUCUCGACUAGCGACUUCUCCCUGUCACACGACGAUUCGAUGAGUACCACAGAGUCCCCACUUCGAACGCCCACGUCUUCGAUAUUCCCCACAUUCAUAAACCCCGAUGAGAAUCAAGUCGACCUCAUGGAUCCCAUAGACUCGGAUUCCGAGGACGCCACACCACCCUCAUCGCCGAGACGGAAAGGCGGGAACGUGUCGAAACUUGCGAAGUUCAUGGGUGCGGACCUUUCACCGAGUUUCACCCCCAUCACGACAUCUCCAAACGCGCGUCGGUUACCAAAAAUCACCACCGAACUCCAUCCAAAGGACGCCGCAGCACCGCCUGAAGAGUCCGACCUCGCCGACGGCGCCUGCACGACAACAUCGGGAGCACAUCUUACACCCUCAGACCUCCGGGGAUCAGUGUCAACGCUGGGUGACAUACACCGUUUCGACCCAAAUGAUGAAUUCUCGUCAUGGGGAGAGAUAAGGGAUAGCUGGGGGGUGUCUACGCCGUCACCGAUUACAUUCAGUCCUCCAACCCCCAUCGCCACGAGACCCGUCCAGACACAGGAAUCCCCCACCGACUCCAGUGAUAACGAUAGGCUAUCACCUGUUGAUGAGUCGUCUGACCAGGAACGUGGACCUGCGGAUGACAUAGUAGAUGAUGGUGAAACGCGUCCUCCAUCUCGAUCUGACACGCCUUCUAGCGAACCCAGGUCUCCAACGCCUACCCUGAAAAGUCACAGUGUGCCGCCUGAAGCCACGGACGCUCGUUCAGAGACUCCGCAGUUCACUCCCCGUCACCUGCGCAGGGGUUCGAUGAUGUCGUUCAUGUCGACGUCUGACACGUACACUGGUGCUAGACCCGAGACACCAUUCGGGCUGGGCUGCGGCUUUGGCGCGGAGAGCAACACGUCCAUUAACAAGCCUCAUUUUGGAGACGAAGAUAUCAUUAUCGUCGCGAGGAGUACACCGGAGCCGUCGAUGAAACUUUGGACGGGAGAGUGGAACAGCGAUCUGUCAGAUGUUAUCAAUGCUCUGCGCAGAUUGUAA
Coprinopsis cinerea okayama7#130 is the source of this 1635-nucleotide messenger RNA. RefSeq lists its product as hypothetical. The transcript is spliced from 3 exons. The record is from RefSeq and is a predicted model, not a curated record. The coding region runs from base 1 to 1635 and encodes 544 amino acids. NCBI's taxonomy places the organism in Eukaryota, Fungi, Basidiomycota, Agaricomycetes, Agaricales, Psathyrellaceae.